AUGUUUUUCACGGGGCUUCUUAUCCUAGUUGCUGUGCUAUUGGCCGCUCGCUGUUCUGCGCAGCCCGGUGGCUCCCAGGCGCUUCAGCAGUUAACGGCUUUCAGGAAGAAUCACCGAAGAACUGUUGAUGGGAGGCUGUGCGCUGCCGCGUUUGUACAAGAUGACCAAACGUAUACUGACUGCACAACGGCAAAGGCGCCGAAUGGGACUACAGACAAGAUCCGCUUAAAAGCACGCCAAGCAUUCGAGAUGAAAGCAUCAGAGGGCGAAAGCAUGGUCUCUCGGUUGGAUGGCAGUAUUUACCAGACAAAUGAAUCUCAAAAGAAAUUUGAUGCCCUAUGUGGAACUCGACAUGAAUCUGUUGGAUCACAGCUUGAGCUCGUGGGCAAGAUUUUGCAGAGGAACCAGCAGUGUCUAAAGAAGCUGGCUGUUGCAUACACAACUGUGCGAAGUCUACAAGAAAUGAUCAGAAUGACGCACCAUCAAGUUCGACACCAAGAGGAAGUCGCUGAAAAACGGCCACAGAACUGCCGACAUACUCCAGGCUACGAAGAAGAUCCGGUUCCCGACGGAAUUCAUGGAGCCUAUUAUGAUAAUGCGCUGCUGGAAGGCCAACCCAGAAUUCGGAAAACAGAUAGAAACAUCGACGUAUCGUUUAGCGGGUCGGGGCCUCUCGACAACAUACCCAGCCACAAAUACUCUAUUCGUGAGUCUCUGAACUGUAUGUGCUGGGAUGGAUAUCUUUUGAUCCCUCAGACUGCACAUUACGUGUUCAGCAUAGAAACGGACAAUGCGGCGCGCGUGUUUUUAAACGGCCAGCCUAUCAUUGCAGAUCGGAUGCCUCAUGGAACUUCGGCGGACGCCGUUGGAAGCAAACGUGUUCCUCUCAUUCCCCUGGCUGAACGAGCAGGAAAACACAUCACAGAAUCAGCACCAAUUAGGCUAACCGGGAAAAAGAAGUACAGAAUCAGAGUCGAGUUUGUACAUAAUACACACUUUCUUGUGGAUAACGACGACCAAGGCAGCCUACAGCUUAUGUGGGCCUCCGAAGAUACCAAGAGGGAGGUCAUUCCACCUAAAUAUUUCUUCACAUCAAACAAGGGAUCUCCGAUAAAAGUGUCCAGUCUCGACCCGAACUUGUACGCAGUCUCAAUUCUUCACGAGGGAGCUGCAGCAUACUCCGAUAACCCUUCGUUUCACUUGCGAACAAUUCCUGGACAUCUAAAGGGAACCCGUUUCAUUAGAUCGCCUCAGCAUCCUUCAGCAAAUCUCAUGGAAUUCUCCGUGAAUCAGCCAGCCAACCUUUUCGUCGGAUACCCCGAACACGAGCUUUUUCCUCUGGCACCUUUCGAGGAUUAUCUUUGGAAAGCUCAUCCAACAGAGGACGCUUUUGUCGUGAAAGAGAAGAAAGGGGAUGGCGACACUAGUGACGACCAGGGAUCCGGCAAACUUUUAGUUCGGCGAAUAUUCCACCGAGGUGGACCCAUAUCGUUCAGCAUCGCCAACGAGAACGUCCCAUUCAUCAUAGCCCUCGCUACUGUUACAGAUGCAACGGCUUCAUGUGGGAACGGAGAAUACAUAUCUUUAACCUUUACCCAGCCAGUUCAACUUAUGAAGUUCCUCUACAUGCCACCUGCCGACCCGUUGAUGUGGCCUUCUGAGAUAACUCUGACAUUCGACGACAGCGAAACGGAAGUUUUCCGUAUUUUACAUACGGCGAAAUUGGAGCAUCACUCGUACUUGCUGGCAAUGCCGAGGAUUGUAACGAAAGUACAAAUCGAAGUCACUCAGAUGUAUGUUAACGGAGACGACAGCGGCGGGUCGUUCGAGUUCUGGGGAGUGCCAUGCGUAACAGAAGAAGAAGAAUCUUCCCUCCCGCCCCCAGUUGUGGAGCUCGAGUGCUUAGACACCUUGAGCUCUGCACUUCAGGGUCGCAGCCCUGCUACUGGGCUUCAGCUAAUUGCCCAGUGUGGAGCUAAAUGCUUUGACUCCCCAGGGGGAUCUGUGUACGGUGACAAAUUGUACUCCUUGGAAUCAACUAUAUGCAGCGCUGGGCUCCAUGCCUCAAUUUGUUCGUCGGGUUCUCCGUGCACGCUGUUUGUUACUGUGGCUGGACCCCAACAAGAAUUUCCUGCAGUCAAGAGAAAUGGAAUAAUGUCUAUGUCUCACGGACCAGCAGAAGCGGCGCUGGUCUUGGCACACGCGUCCUGCACCCAUUCGCUUAUUCGGGAGCCACCAGCAAAGUUAAAGAUUCAUUUUGGAUAUUCGAAAAUUCCACUUCCUCAAGCUGUACACUCUCAACACGCGAUGUCCCCAAAGGCACCUGCGAAUUUCUGGUCGAUAUCUGUGCCACAAAAUGGCUUAUAUCUCGUUGCAGUGGAAUUAGGAAAUCCGUGCGGGGUGGGGCUUGGGGCUGAACCGGCUGCCGCAUACCUAGAGGUGAAUGGUCUGCCUCUCGUUCGGAAUUUGAAGAUACAAAAGGGGAAGUUCUACACGGCUACUGUGUUUGCAAAUGUGACUGAGAGGUUGAUCGUCCUCACUUCAUCCUGCGGGCAUGAAUUGUCUGGUCAGCCGAAAGAAAAGGAUCGAAUGUGCGAAGCAGCAGUCACUACGCUAUUGAACGUCACGAUUGAGAAACUCUAA
Molecule: messenger RNA, 2643 nt
Organism: Cyclospora cayetanensis
Lineage: Eukaryota; Apicomplexa; Conoidasida; Eucoccidiorida; Eimeriidae
Exons: 16
Coding region: 1-2643 (880 amino acids)
Source: RefSeq, a predicted model, not a curated record